AGCAGAGCUAGAAACAGGAAGGAUGCGAAUGGCUGUCUAUGGACUCGUUUGCCGUGUGCAUUGUCGCAACUGAGAAAUAUACGUCUUUUUUAAAGAACCAUCACAGAGGAGCACGGGAAAAAUGUUUACAUGUAAGAGCACAAACUGCAAGCCUUUUUAAAACCACCCGGGAGAUACACUCACCAGCUUCCCAGUGCAUGGAUCACAGGAUUUAAUACAAUUGACAUUCUUCUGUCUGAACGCUGAAGUAACAGCAAUCAAGAUUGCAUCAAACUGGGCAGAGGAGAAUCUAAAUGAACCAGAAAGCUUUUUGGACUUGUUAAAAGAAAGCACCUUGCUUAUUAAAACACAUCACCAUCACUCAAGCAGAUUAUACAACUGGGUUUGCAAGUUGUAGAGACCAAGAUGCCCAUCUUAAAGCAGUUGGUAUCAGGCUCGUCUCAGACUAAACGGCGCUCUCAUAUGGACCUCACUACUGAGAUGAUCAGCGCUCCCUUGGGGGACUUCCGGCACACCAUGCAUGUAGGACGCAGUGGGGAAGCUUUUGGGGACACCUCUUUCCUCAGCACUCGAUCUGGAGAGCCAUCGCAAGAGGGUCACACCUAUCCUCGCUCUCCAAAACCGGGACUGCUGUCUCGUACCUUCCGGAGCAGCAAGCGCUCGCAGUCCAUCACCAGAGUAGACCAGCAUGAGAAUACCCUCCUUCCUCCUAGUGGGUCACCUACCUAUGUAAAAAAUGCCAUGUCCCUGCCCUUCCUCAACAAUGAAGAGGGACAAGAUGGAGAUGGCAGGGUGCUCAAGAGCUUGACUUCCAGCCCUUCCAGUGGAGCUUCUGCUAAUGCAUUGGACCUGGAGCUCCAUGAGAAGCACUUUGGGGUGUUGACAGAACUACAACCUUCCCCAUCUUACAAUGGGGGAGGUAUGAAGAAGGCUGAAUCUGUGAUGUCAUUCCAUAUUGACCUUGGGCCCUCUAUGCUAGGGGACAUCCUAGGGGUUAUGGAGAAGGAAGACGAUGACCAAGGGUUCGAGGAAGGAAAGAGCAGUGAAGGACAUGCUUCACCCCUUCCCAGCAACCACGGAGGAGUGGAAGAGGAUGAGGAGAUGAAGGAGGAUGUAGUGAAAGAAGAGAAACAAGAGGAGUUUGUGGCUCAUGAUGAGGAACACAUGAGGGCUCCCAGUUCCGUUGACCUUGAGAUCCAGAGUGAAGGCACCAGCACUCCAGAACCACAGCAAAAACACCUGCAUCACGCUGACAGCUGCUCGGUCUCCAGCUCAGGUUCUGCUGCCAUGGAGGAGAAACCAACCUGUCAGCCUUACGAAGAAGACAUGGGUAGUACCGACAACGCCGGCCACCUGGACAAUGAACCAGCCUUCUCUUCCUUCAUAGAGGAUGAGGACGAUGAGAUCAGAGUAUGAAACCCUACAAUCAGGGAACAUUUAUGGGGAUGGAGAGACCGAAUUUGAGUCUUCUGACAUUGUAUAAAAGAGACUAUUAGAAUUCCUACUGGGUUCUAAUUGUGAAGUCUGGGUGUAGGCGUAAGCACGACAAAGCUGGACAGAUGCCUCAGACUCCUUUGUCACUGUAGAGAGAAGUUGGGCAGACUGCUUCAGCUCAGACACCAAAGCCAUCUGUCACACUACUUACCAACUGCAAGAAGCACAGCUAGAUGUGUUUACAUUCAGACAGAAGAUCAGUCCAAAAGGGACGCUUUGUGUGUUCCACUGAUAGCUCUGUUUAAAGAAAGGUGGUCAGGGAUACAUAUGUCACUGAAACUGUAAACUUUACUUGCUCAAGCAUAUGCAUUUAUAAGCCAUUCUCCCGUUCUCUACAGUCCCAUGAAAUGGUGCCUAAAGAUAUUGGUUCUUUUUGUAUUUGGAGCACUAGUGCAUUAAAGUAAAACAUAUAAUUUGCUCUGUGGCCCUGUGUAUGUUAACCCUGUGCAUGAAAGUGCUGUAUAUUGUCAAGUAAAAACCAGCACUCUGCCAUUGCCAGUGUGGAAAGGCUGUGCAUGCAGGUAAUUCUUGAUGUUACAAGCAAGCUGAACUGGCAAGGGAUGGUCGAAAAUGCUGAGUUCUGUUUUGUCAUACACAUGCUGGGGUUUGGCUUUUUUUUAAGCCCUACAAAUAAUGUAUCUCUAGUUUGCAUAUGAUUUAGUCAUACAUCCAGUAAGAUGUUGUCAUUAUAAGAGCUACUGUGAUUCUGAAAUGUUCUUGUGAUGGAGGUCAGAAACUGCAGCAGUCAGAGCUGGAAUGGAGAUGAUUUGAAAGUGCCAGAUGUUGGAGAACCUUCUUCAUCCUCCAUAGGCUGGUCAUGAUCAACUAUUGGCAAGAAUGGCAACAGGUGUCCUUUCAUCAGAUCUAAUUUUUCAGUCCGUACGUGUUUUGCAUUGUAGCUGUCUGCGCAGUAUUUUGCAUAUCUCACCACUUCCUUCCUGCUCUUCAUGGCACGCAAGGGAAGGCACCUAGCUCUGUUUCUCACUGGAGU
This is a messenger RNA of Myxocyprinus asiaticus (Chinese sucker), 2485 nucleotides long. Its product is annotated as cdc42 effector protein 4-like. NCBI's taxonomy places the organism in Eukaryota, Metazoa, Chordata, Actinopteri, Cypriniformes, Catostomidae. The record is from RefSeq and is a predicted model, not a curated record. The transcript has 2 exons. Bases 406 to 1416 code for a protein of 336 amino acids.